AUGACGAACGCCGCUCCUUCUAAAAAACCCACGCCGCUGGCGUACUUCCCAGCGAGAAGGGACGACACAGUCGUCGAGAACCACUUCGGCGAGGACAUCGCCGACCCUUACAGAUGGCUGGAGGACCCCGACAGCGAGGAGACGAAGGCUUUCGUCGGUGCACAAAACGAACUCUCCCGGCCCUUCUACGAGACCCCGAUCCGCGACGCGUUUCUGAAGAAGCUCCAACAGAUCUACGACUAUCCAAAAUAUGGCGUGCCUUUCCGCGAGGGCGAUCGCUGGUUCCACUGGUACAACAGCGGGCUGCAGAAUCAGUACGUGCUGUACGUACGGAAGUCCCUCGACGACGAGAAUCCCGAAGUCUUUCUAGAUCCCAACGCAUGGGCUGAAGACGGCACCGCCGCUGUCGGCGAGAGGGCCUUCACGGAUGACGGCGCCUUGAUGGCCUACGCGCGCAGCGACAAAGGCAGCGACUGGCGCCGUGUCUUCUUCAUGCGAGUUGAAGAUCGCCACGUCUUUCCAGACGUUCUGAAGCAUGUAAAGUUCUCUUGCCUGGUGUGGUCGCCUGACAGCCGAGGUGUCUUUUACAACCGAUACGCCGCGAAAGACGAAGAUGGCGAAGACGACGGCCGGGCGAACGCCGAGCAUGAAUUCCAGGAGCUGUACUACCACAAGCUGGGCACGAACCAGAAAGAAGAUAUCCGCAUUCUCUCAUUCCCUGAACACCCCAAGUGGCUAAGUGAAGUCAAGCUGUCUUGGGAUAAGCGCUACCUCGUCUGCUCAGUCUUCGAGAGCUGCGGCCCGAAAAAUCAAAUCUGGAUUGCGGACUUGGACGAGGCCAAAAUGGCUGGCGGCGCAGAUGACUACGACUUCACGAAACUGAAGUGGCAGAAGAUCGUCGAAAACUUUGAGGCGGGUUACGAGUAUGUCACCAACGAUGACGACAAGUUCGUCUUCCUCACCAACAAAGACGCGCCGCGCUACAAGCUGAUCACCGUCAACCUACGCAACCCCGGCGAGGCCUCGUGGCAGACGCUCGUCGAGGAGAAGCCCGACUUGCUGGAGUGGGCGGUAGUCGUGGACGGCAACAAGUUGCUUCUGCACUACAUGCACGACGUCGCCUCCGCCUUGGAAGUCCGCGACCUCCACACCGCUGAGACGCUGGGCAAGAUCCCGCUGCCCCUUGGCACCGUCUCGGGGGUCUCCGGCAAGCGCAAAUUCCCCCAUCUGCUCUUCUCCUUGACCUCCUUCACCACGCCCUCAGUCAUCUACCGCGUGGACGUCGCUGCCGCGGCCAAAAGCGGAGACUGGACUCCCACCGUCUAUAGAGAGACGAAGCUUGAUGGCGUCGACUUGAGCGAGCUGGAGGUUAACCAAGUUUUCUUCAACGGCAAGGAUGACACGAAGAUUCCCAUGUUCAUCGUCCACAAAAAGGGCCUCCGGCGCGACGGGAACUCGCCUGCGCUGCUGUACGGAUAUGGCGGGUUUAACAUCUCAGUCACGCCAUACUUCAGCGCCACGCGCGUUGUCGCCAUGCUGACCCUCGGCAUGGUCAUGGCGAUUGCGAAUAUUCGCGGGGGAGGCGAGUAUGGCAAGGCGUGGUACGAGGCCGCCAUCAAGACGAAAAAGCAGGUCAGCUACGACGAUUUCCAGGCAGCCGCUGAGUACCUCAUCGACAACAAAUACACGUCGCCUUCCCGGCUGGCCAUCCAAGGCGGCUCGAACGGCGGGCUCCUCGUCGCCGCCUGCAUGAACCAGCGCCCUGACCUCUACGGGGCUGCGCUGGUUCACGUGGGCGUUCUUGACCUUUUGCGGUUUCACAAAUUCACCAUCGGGCACGCCUGGACCAGCGACUACGGCAACCCCGAGAACGAAGAGGAAUACCGCGCCAUUCGCGCGAUUUCGCCGCUGCACAACAUCGGCAACGCCCGCGGCAAGGGUAAAGGCCACCAGUACCCAGCGGUGCUUCUCCUGACGGGCGACCACGACGACCGCGUGUCGCCCUUCCACUCGCUAAAGUACAUCGCGGAACUCCAGCACUCUGUCGGCAAGUCGCCGAACCAAACCAACCCGCUGCUGAUUCGCGUUGAGACGAAGGCAGGCCACGGGGCGGGGAAGCCCACGACGAAGGUGCUCGCUGAGGCGGCGGACGAAUACGGGUUCCUGGCGACGGUGUUGGGAUUGCACUGGCGAGACCAAUGA
This is a messenger RNA of Besnoitia besnoiti, 2202 nucleotides long. RefSeq names its product prolyl endopeptidase. The record is from RefSeq and is a predicted model, not a curated record. Bases 1 to 2202 code for a protein of 733 amino acids. Gene Ontology annotation, cellular component: cytosol. The transcript is spliced from 16 exons. NCBI's taxonomy places the organism in Eukaryota, Apicomplexa, Conoidasida, Eucoccidiorida, Sarcocystidae. Gene Ontology annotation, molecular function: oligopeptidase activity; serine-type endopeptidase activity. Gene Ontology annotation, biological process: proteolysis.